Jaculus jaculus (lesser Egyptian jerboa) is the source of this 2546-nucleotide messenger RNA. RefSeq names its product death domain associated protein (gene Daxx). Gene Ontology annotation, molecular function: histone binding. Lineage: Eukaryota; Metazoa; Chordata; Mammalia; Rodentia; Dipodidae. Bases 156 to 2360 code for a protein of 734 amino acids. The transcript is spliced from 8 exons. The record is from RefSeq and is a predicted model, not a curated record.
CGGGAGGGGGAGGGAAGGAGGAGGGAACCAUGCGAGGUUCUGUGAUCAGCGGCGAGGGUCGCCUCGAGAGACCGUUUCUGAGGUGGGGGCCGGACCGUGCGAGCAGGAAUUCUGAAGCCUCCAGUACUUCCUACCUCAGGGGGAUUUGAUCCCUCAUGGCCGCCGCUGACAGUAUCAUUGUGCUGGAUGAUGAUGAUGAUGAAGAUGUAGCAGCUAUUCAACCAGAGCCUUCCCACCCAUCCCCCAACCCAUCCUCCCCAGGAGCAGAAGACCCUAGCCCCUCCGAACCGGAAGCAGCCAGAGGAAGCAGUGACUUGGGUGGCAAGAAAUCCUACAAGUUGGAAAAUGAGAAGCUGUUUGAAGAGUUCCUUGAACUGUGUAAGACACAUACAUCAGAUCACCCUGAGGUGGUCCCGUUCCUCCAUAAACUGCAGCAGCGUGCCCAGCCUCUGUUUCUGGCCUCAGCAGAGUUCUGCAACAUCCUGUCUCGGGUCCUCUCUCGGGCCCAGAGCCAGCCAGCCAAGCUCUAUGUCUACAUCAAUGAGCUCUGCACUGUGCUUAAAGCCCACUCGACUAAGAAGAAACUGAACCUGGCUCCAGCAGGCUCCACUUCCGGUGAACCCUCUGAGAACAAUCCUCCCUCGGACCCCACAAAUGCUGAAACCACUGCCUCUGAGGCCCCAAGGACCCACCGUGGUUCCCGGAGGCAGAUCCAGCGCUUGGAGCAGCUGCUGGCUCUCUACGUGGCAGAGAUCCGGCGGCUACAGGAGAGGGAGUUGGAUCUGUCAGAGUUGGACGAUCCAGACUCCACAUAUUUGCAGGAGGCCCGGUUGAAGCGGAAGCUGAUCCGCCUCUUUGGGAGGCUGUGUGAGCUGAAGGACUGCUCUUCUCUGACUGGCCGGGUCAUAGAGCAGCGCAUCCCCUACCGGGGCACCCGGUAUCCAGAGGUAAAUAGGCGCAUCGAGAGGCUCAUCAACAGGCCAGGGCUUGAUGCCUUUCCUGACUAUGGAGACGUGUUGCGAGCUGUGGAGAAGGCAGCCACUCGGCACAGUCUGGGUCUCCCCCGGCAGCAGCUCCAGCUCAUAGCUCAGGAUGCCUUCCGGGAUGUGGGUGUUAGGUUACAGGAGCGCCGCCACCUUGACCUCAUCUACAACUUUGGUUGCCAUCUCACGGAUGACUAUAGGCCAGGCAUUGACCCUGCACUCUCAGAUCCCAUGUUGGCCCGCCGCCUUCGGGAAAACCGUAGUUUGGCCAUGAACCGACUGGAUGAGGUCAUCUCCAAAUAUGCACUGAUGCAAGAGAAAAGUGAGGAGGACGAGAGACAGAAGCGGAGAGCCCGGCUUCCCCAAGGCAGCUCUCCCCACUCUGCAGGCUCCCCCAAAGCCUCCUUGGAUUGUGGUGAGGGUCCUAGUGGAAUGACAUCCCAUGAGUGCCCUUCUACCUCCAAGGCUGAAACUGAUGAAGAUGAGGAAAGUGAUGAUGAGGAGGAGGAGGAAGAAGAUGACGAUGAAGAUGAUGAUGAUGAGGAUGAGGCCACAGAAUCUGAGGAGGAGGAUCUAGAACAGUUGCAGGAGGGUCAGGGGGAAGAGGAGGAGGAAGAAAGAGGAGAUAAUGAAGGAGCCAGAAGCCCCACAUCCCCGUCACAGAUCUCCACUGAAAAGAACUUGGAACCUAACAAAGGUCUCAGUGGGUCUUCCGGGGAGCCUCAACAGAAAGGACUCACAGUGGCCCCAGCUUCACCACUGGAAGAAGCCCUGAGCCCCUCCUGCGUGGAUGCUGAAAGCAGUGGAGAACAGCUACAAGAGUCGCCCCUGAAGGAAGAGAGUCCUGCGUCUCAGCUCUUUGAGCUGGAGAUUGAAGCCUUGCCCGUGGACACUACCCCUUCCCCUGAGGAGGACAUUUCCUCUUCUAAUAGGCAGUCAGAGGGUCCCCUUUCCAGUGUCGCGGAGAACGGGGCAGCUGUGGUCACAUCCACUUCCGUCAAUGGGGGUGUCUCUCCUCACACCUGGGGAGAGUCCAGUCCCCCAUGCAAGAAACCGCGGAAGGAAAGGAAGCAGGCAGAAUCAGGACAGUUCAACAGCUGUGUGGAAAGGCAAAGGGCAGAGCAGGAGCAGACUGGGGAGAUACGAACCCUGCCUAGUCCACUUUCUCCCUUGGCUUCCACGGCUCCUGUUGCUGAUUCUUCCACGAGAGUAGACUCUCCAAGCCAUGGCCUGGUGACCAGCUCCCUCUGCAGCCCUUCUUCAGCCCUGUUACCCCACAUCUCCCACCUACACCCUCCCCAGCCUGGUACUUACAAGAUGAGCGUGGCCACGCAGUGCGAUCCAGAGGAGAUCAUCGUGCUCUCAGACUCUGACUAGCUGCCUCCUGCUGUCCCUGCCUCUGUGAUGCUUUGAUCGCAUUUGGAAGAUUGUGGAACUGUGGGACUCAAAUGCCUGAGGAAGGGAUGAACUGAGCUAAUUUCUUUUUGGUGGUGUUUCUUUGAAAAAAAAUUUUAAGUUUUACACAGACACAUUAAAAAACAAUAAAAUCUUUUCUUAUUGUAA